This is a messenger RNA of Aspergillus nidulans FGSC A4, 2016 nucleotides long. RefSeq names its product IQ calmodulin-binding motif protein. The record is from RefSeq and is a predicted model, not a curated record. The transcript is spliced from 7 exons. NCBI's taxonomy places the organism in Eukaryota, Fungi, Ascomycota, Eurotiomycetes, Eurotiales, Aspergillaceae. The coding region runs from base 1 to 2016 and encodes 671 amino acids. Gene Ontology annotation, biological process: cardiolipin biosynthetic process. Gene Ontology annotation, molecular function: catalytic activity; phosphatidyltransferase activity.
AUGCCAUUCAUAAAUCUCUGUCAAGUAGCAGUCUGCGUCUUCUCGGUCUUCUCUCUAUUCUUAUUAAACCGCUCUUUCAGGCUCAGUAACCAAGGCAAGCAGCAGCCCCCGAGAAUGAUUACACAGUCUGUGUACAGCAUGUGCCGAAGCGACCGAACUGUCAGCUCGGAAGUCUCCAACAAUCCAACAAAAGCGCCGUACAAGGUCUUCAAGGAUCUGUACGAGCUUAAAGACGUCGAAAAGAGCCCAGAGUUAGCCGGGCACGAGAAGCAGGUGGAUAGUGAUGAACUGCACAAGGCCAAAGAGUGCGGGCACUGGGGAGGCGCUGAACCCAGUAGAUUGUUUCUUCGGAUCUAUCACGAUGCACUUGCUGCGCUGGGCAGGAAUCCGCUUGGAGGGGUGGUCUCUCCGCCGCUCAUGGGGAGCAAUGGCGUCGUUCCGCUGACGAUUGUUGCCCCGCUGCCGGAUAUCUGCCGACACAUGGCGAACUGCAUUGCUCGCGCGCGGAAGGAGGUGUUUCUCGCUACGAACUAUUGGAUCUUCUCCGAUGCGUCGACGCUAAUCACCAAUGCCUUGAAGGAGUUAUCGAGGCGCGCCGGAGAGCGCGGUGAGAAGGUUGUUGUGAAGAUUCUGUAUGACCGGGGGGAUCCUAAGCAGGUCUGGGAGAACCAUCUCACUGUCGACGAGAAAAAGUAUGCUGCUGGCAAGGUCAAUCUGCCGGCGACAGAUGAGAUCCCCCACCUAGAUAUGCAAGUGAUCAACUACCAUCGGCCCAUUUUUGGAACUUUUCACGCCAAGUUUAUGAUCGUAGACAGACGGGUUGCGUUGCUGCAGAGCAAUAAUAUCCAGGAUAAUGACAAUCUCGAGAUGAUGGUUCGUGUUGAAGGGGCGGUUGUGGAUUCCUUAUAUGAUACGGCGCUGAUAUCUUGGGGGAAAGCGUUGGAGCCGCCGUUGCCUAUGCUUUACUCGCCAGCAGCGGAUGCUCCAUUACCAAGCGCUCAGGUGUCCAUCAAUGGCCAUUCUGAGGAAAAUGGCUCUCUGCGACAGCAUACGACUGAAGACGAGAAUUACGAUGCGGACAUCACCGCCGAAACAAGGAGAGUAAACGGAUUGCUAACGCCGAAGAAAGGAGAGACACGGACGCAGCCGGUCACUCGUCUACUCAACCACACCCGUCAGAAGUCGACAACGGGUGAUGCGUCCGACGAAGAUCAAGAAGACCAGAUGGAGCCCUACAUCCUCACCCCACAACACGAACCAUUCUCAAUGGCGCUGUUAAACAGAGAACCAUACGGAUUCCCGGACCAUACGAGUACAGUUGUGCCACAGAACGCAGCAUGGCUGGCCGCAAUCAACCACGCUGAACGCUCAAUAUUCAUUCAAACACCCAACAUGAAUGCCGAACCACUGCUAGAACCUCUUCUGAACGCCGUCCGCCGCGGCGUAAUCGUCACGUGUUACCUCUGCUUAGGCUACAACGACGCGGGCCAACUCCUCCCCUUCCAAAAUGGAACCAACGAGAUGAUCUCCAACCGAUUAUACACGUCCCUUGAGACAGACGAAGAGAGAUUCCGGCUGCGGAUCUUCAACUACGUCGCCAAAGAUCAGACGCGCCCUAUCCACAAUAAGUUCAAGAAACGAAGCUGCCACAUCAAGCUGAUGAUCAUUGAUGAGGCGGUCGCUAUACAAGGAAACGGUAACCUUGACACCCAGUCCUACUACCACAGCCAAGAAGUCAAUCUGCUUCUCGACUCGGCGCUCGUCUGCCGGACCUGGCUUGAUGCGCUUAGCCGGAACCAGAAUACAGCGAAAUACGGUCUAGUCAGUCCUGAUGAUGGCUGCUGGCACGACCCGGCGACUGGUGAGAUACCCGAGGGGUCGAUCGGGCUAGAUCCGGGGAGGUUUGCUUGGGCCAAGGGGGCAGUGGGGGUUGUGCAUCGGGUUAGGGGGACAGCCGUCCCUUCUGACUCUGUGUACAUACAAUGCUUUGUGUAUGAGAUGUCGCUGAACCUAUAG